AUGGAGGGUGGCGCUCUGACGGAUGUCAUUGAGAAUAACCCCAUUAUCACGGAGGAGCAGAUUUCAACCAUUUGUCUCGAGACCUGCCAAGGCCUCGACCAUCUUCACUCGCAAAACAUUAUCCACCGCGACAUCAAGAGCGACAACGUCCUCCUGGAUGCCCGCGGAAACGUCAAGAUCACCGACUUCGGCUUCUGCGCCAAACUGACCGAGACCAAGUCAAAGCGGGCCACUAUGGUUGGCACCCCUUACUGGAUGGCACCGGAGGUCGUUAAGCAGAAGGAGUACGGUCCCAAGGUGGACAUCUGGUCGCUCGGCAUUAUGGCCAUCGAGAUGAUCGAGUCAGAACCCCCUUACCUGAACGAGGAGCCCCUCAAGGCCCUGUACCUCAUCGCCACCAACGGCACGCCUCGCCUCAAGAAGCCCGAGAAGCUGAGCAAGGAGCUCAAGGCUUUCUUGUCAGUCUGCCUUUGCGUCGAUAUCGGGUUGUCCAGCAGCAGCAGCAGCAGCAGUAGUAGUAGCAACAGCAGCCAGCAAUGA
This is a messenger RNA of Chaetomium globosum CBS 148.51, 540 nucleotides long. RefSeq lists its product as uncharacterized. Lineage: Eukaryota; Fungi; Ascomycota; Sordariomycetes; Sordariales; Chaetomiaceae. The record is from RefSeq and is a predicted model, not a curated record. The transcript is spliced from 4 exons. Gene Ontology annotation, cellular component: cytoplasm. Gene Ontology annotation, biological process: intracellular signal transduction; regulation of MAPK cascade; protein phosphorylation. Gene Ontology annotation, molecular function: ATP binding; protein serine/threonine kinase activity. Bases 1 to 540 code for a protein of 179 amino acids.